Messenger RNA from Lachancea meyersii CBS 8951, 519 nucleotides. NCBI's taxonomy places the organism in Eukaryota, Fungi, Ascomycota, Saccharomycetes, Saccharomycetales, Saccharomycetaceae. The record is from the annotation of a GenBank genome assembly.
AUGCAGAAGGUACUCUGCAGCAUACGUCGCCACAAACGUGGGUUAUUUUCAUUCAAACUUCAAAGUUCGAUUCCACAUAGUUUAGCUGCCAUAUCAGCUUCCGUGUUAGCGUCCGCUUUUUGCGUAGGCUCGCAAAUCACAGCCCUUUUCGACCUUCUUGUACGAUAUUUACAGCUUUUUAUGCUGAAUGGGUCAUUCCUCCUCUUGCCACCCUCGCGAGUCCUGUCUCGUCGAUCGCUGGUCAAACCAGAUAUCUCUUCGAUUUCAGUGAACGUUCCCUCCUGCGUUUCACUAACCGAUGAGUUUUUAACACCCAACAACCGAUUUCUCACUCUUGACCUGUUCUGGUACAUGAACGUAAAUGGUCAAAGACAUAAAUCACUUAUUUUAAAGAAGAUGGGCGGCUAUGUCGUGUAUAGUGACGCACUUAUAAUCUCUUCCAUCUUGCUUGUAUCGCUCGCAAAUGGUCCCAAAUCAGGUAGUGUGGGAUCUUACUCUUCUUGCUUUACCAUCAACUGA